GUGAAUUCAAAAUAUAUUUAUCUCAAAUGUUGUUCUUCCCAUGUAAACGUUCGUCAUAAAAUAUUGGUAUCGCACACUUAAAAGUUCAUCGCUAAAGGCCCAACCCGAUCCGAAUGAGACGUCAUCUGGAUCCUCAUCAAUCACUGACAAUGCUUGCGCAUAGUUGCUAGUGGCGCGAUUAAUCAUGAAAACGAGUAGUGCUAAUUCUAGGGGUGCAAUGGGGAUUUUUAUGAAGGAUGCAUUAAUUUUGAUAAUACGUAUAGAACAAACUGGUCGGCGAUGAGGUAAACACUUGAUUAAUCGGGAAGCCAUUUGGUUCAGGAGUGGGAUACAAAUAGGAACUGUUGUGCGUCUAGUAGUUCCUAGUCGAGCACUUCUGUCGGCGGAAUGGCUCGGUCACAUUGACAGUUCACGCGUAGAGCUAGUGUGAAAGGCAGUUGUAUGUACCUGGAAGUCAUGUAUUCAGCAAAACUGAUGUCUUCUACGUCUUUUGGUCUCUGUGCUGGCGUGAAGUACCGACGUGUAGCAAAGUCUGUGGAAGUCACUUCGACACUCGUUUUUUCGCGUUCUGUGUCCCAGUGGAUUACGGAGUAUGGACAACAGAAACAUUCUCCCAAACGUCAUGCGUUCUGGAGGAAUAUUCCGCUGAGUGCCAUGUCCCGUGCUAUAAGGCAUGCUAGCACGACUGUUGUUCGAGCUGCGGCACAGUCUACCCUGGACCCCAGCGAGACCAAGAAGUUCCAGCUGCUUGCCAACAAGUGGUGGGACGUGCAGGGUGAAUUUGCCCCCCUCCACUCCAUGAACGAUCUCAGAGUCCCCUUCAUACGGUGCGUGCUUGUGGAUAAUCUGCUGAAUGUACAUAGCAGCCGGCAGUUGGGCAGACCCCUUUCUGGGAUCCGGAUACUGGACGUGGGCUGUGGAGGUGGACUGCUUACCGAGCCCCUGGGUAGGCUGGGGGCAGACGUGCUGGGGAUCGACCCUGUGGAGGACAGCAUUCGGACGGCAGAGCUUCACGGGUCGUUUGAUCCGGCCCUGAUGGAGCGGGUUCAGUACCGGGCGUGCACUCUGGAGGAGCUGUCUGAGGAGGAGGCCGAGGGCUUUGACGCUGUCGUGGCGUCCGAGGUGGUGGAACACCUGGCUGACUUGGACACCUUUGCCUGUUGCUGUCACCAAGUGCUGAAGCCAGGAGGGUCCCUCUUCAUCACCACCAUCAACAAGACCAAUCUUUCAUACGCGCUGGGCAUCGUGGCAGCCGAGAGGAUCCUCCGCAUUGUGCCUGCGGGGACGCACGACUGGGAGAAAUUCAUCAGCCCCGUGGACCUGGAGCGCCUGCUGGAGUCUAGUGGCCUCUUUGUGGAGUCGGUCCGCGGCAUGCUGUACAACCCAGUGACUGGAUCGUGGAGCUGGACUGAGAGCACUGCCAUCAACUACGCCCUCCAUGCGGUGAAGCAGAGAGAGGAACCCCCGCCUGACUGCGCCCAGUCGCCUGCCGCCGAGGCCCACGCGGGCGAGCCAGACCCCGGGGCCGGAGGGGCCCCUGGAGUAGGGGCCGGGCACCACUGAGAUCCCGGUCUUCUGCUGUGAAGAGACGGACGCUUCAGCUGCUGCCCACACAGCGCCUGGACAACACCGAGAGCAGAGAGCUGGGGGCUGUCUGCACUCUGCUGUCUCUGAUGACUGGAAGGAAAUGAUGUGGAGGAAGUGCUUGAGACACAGUUUGGGCAGUGUUGCUAAAGUAGGGAGGGAUAAGAUGGAUUGGUACCCAAUAUUGGUCCCUGUAUAAUCCAUGGACUGGAAAUGGCAGAUUUAUGAUGUUAUCUUCAUUUUCCCUUUCAAAGCCACAGCAAUACUACAGGUGCUGUUGGACUUUUACUGCACUACAUCGUGUGUGUAGGACUGUGGAGAUCCAUCUGCCUGAUGGCCGGAGUCACUAUUACGGCCUCAGAGGGAUUGCUGGCCAUGCUGUCAUGGCCCACCUCUGUCGGUUUGCUUUUGUUCAUCAGCUAACCGUGCUAAUGGUUUAUACCAUGCAGUUUGGUAGUACCUGUGUGCAUAACUCCUUUCUGGCAGCAGCAAUUCAAUGAAUUUGUCAGGAAACGGAUGAAAAAUACCAGGAGUGAUCCCAGUCCACUUAAGAGAGCUGUACUUGGCUAUGGCUAUGUGACAAUGUGAUUCAUUUACAUUUCAGUUUCAAUAAAACUUGACUAUAAUUGUUAUUUUGUGUGUAAUUGUGCUUGGGUGCAUCACUUCAUGUUAUAUAAAUUGUUUACAUGCUGCACCUGAUAGCAAAACAGGAUCAUGAUGUCGGAAUCCAAACUUCCAAAUCCAUGAAAUACUAUGCAAAGACAAAUACAACCAGCAAUUCAUAAGUUAAGUAAUAUUAUUUAAAAAUGAAUGCAGUAGUCUAUACUCCAAUUCAUAACAAACACAAGUUGUUCUCAACAAUGUUUGGUUUUUUUUCUCAAGAAGUUUGUCCUAAAUGGGUAUUUCCCCCUUUUAAAUGGUUUCACUCUUCAUGUAGUGAACGCAUGUGGUGACACCAUGUCAGUAUCAGUUUUACAGCUUGUCGGCUAACUAUCUCAAAUUUUUCGAAACUCUUCAAUAAGUCAUGUUAUUUACGAAUGAAAAUAUUGUUUUGGGAUGUUUUUAUCUCCGUAGUCAAAUUUUUAUUGUGGCCCAUAAUCCUCAUGUAUGUUUUUUAUAGUGCACUGGAAAACAAACGGAAUUCUGUAAUUAGUGCAGUGGAUUUAUCAGUCCCAUAUAAUCGAGUGAGAUGGGACGUCUUGUAUAUGAAAAAUAAGGGAUUAUCGACACUAUGUUUCACUCCCUGAUCAAAACCAGCACGUUGGAAACAUUUGUCCUUGUGUGUGAACAAUAAAGCACCGCAUUCAGAAGCCAAA
Messenger RNA from Anguilla anguilla (European eel), 2900 nucleotides. RefSeq names its product coenzyme Q3 methyltransferase (gene coq3). The record is from RefSeq and is a predicted model, not a curated record. Gene Ontology annotation, molecular function: 2-methoxy-6-polyprenyl-1,4-benzoquinol methyltransferase activity. The transcript has 6 exons. Bases 442 to 1563 code for a protein of 373 amino acids. Gene Ontology annotation, biological process: ubiquinone biosynthetic process. NCBI's taxonomy places the organism in Eukaryota, Metazoa, Chordata, Actinopteri, Anguilliformes, Anguillidae.